AUGCACGCGUCCACAAGCUUCUUGACAGCUAUGGCGCUGCUCUCCGGACUCGCUGCCGCGUUUCCCGGAGGUGCAGGCCGCGUUCGACGAGAGGCUGCAUCGCCCACCGACCUCUGGGUGACCGUUGGUCCGGAUGGAACGCCGAAGACAGUGACGCCAGUGCUUACGACCAUCAGCGGCACACCGACGGUCAUCUCGGGGGCACCGAACGAUCUCACGGCGACCGUCUUCACGAGGACAUCACAAGGUGAUGUCAGGACGAGCACAGGAGACGCCCCAAUUCCAACUGCCACAGACAAGGCCGGCGCGGGCUCGUUCUCUGUUUGUCACAACAAGGAUGGCGUGAACGCCCCCUUCUGCCAGCCAUCGGCGAACAGCACGUUGAAUCCAGGCAAAACCUACUAUAUCACCUGGGAUCCUACAUUCUUCUCCGCUGCAAAUACAUCGAUUCUCGUUCAAGGCGACUACAUCAACUCGACCACCGGCGAAAUCGAAACCCAAGCAUUCGCCUCCUCUAAGCUAUCUGCGGCAUGGGCAUUCUACGCCCUUGCCGUCGACACGCGACUCAUGCAAGGCAAGAAGUCCGUCAACAUCAGCCUGACCAUUGCCGCUCUUGCUCCCGGCGCCUCCACGAUGACUGCAUACACCGGCCCGACCAUCCGUAUAGCAGAGCCUCAGGCGUACCAGCAGGAGAAGACGAAGGCCCCGACCGGCCCCGCGCUGUACAUCGGCCUUCCCACCGUUCUCGGCUUCGUGGUGGUCUGCCUGAUUGGCACAUGCAUCUGGAACCGCAAGACACGCAAGAUCGCCCUAGGGAACAUUAUGGGCAAGGGGCGCGAUGGGUACGGGGUGGGCAAGAGCCGUGCGCGCCGCAUGGCCGGCGGAGGACGAAGCCGCCGCGAGAAGAAGGAGGCCAUCCAGCUAAUGAGCCGAGAGGUUCCGGCUGAACAGCAGUACCACGACGACUUCCAGGCGACGCGAGGCUCAGAGCACGACUGGGACGCUCAUAGCAGGAACGAGUUCGAGGGCCUGCCGAGGCGGGACAGCGAUGCGCUGGGCAGUUUGGCGGGAACCCCGACCGAGGACAGGCAUAUGGAGUUCCAGCGUCCCGGAAGGGGCAAUGCUUUCCGGGACGAGUUGAGCCGACAGGAACGUGAGAGAUCUUAA
Phaeoacremonium minimum UCRPA7 is the source of this 1167-nucleotide messenger RNA. RefSeq lists its product as hypothetical. The coding region runs from base 1 to 1167 and encodes 388 amino acids. The transcript has 2 exons. The record is from RefSeq and is a predicted model, not a curated record. NCBI's taxonomy places the organism in Eukaryota, Fungi, Ascomycota, Sordariomycetes, Togniniales, Togniniaceae.